AUGCCCAUGACAUCCUUCUCGACCGCGAACCACUGGCUGUGGAACUUUGCGGUCCUGAUGAUCACGCCGGUCGCGAUAGAUUCGUUGGGCUAUCAGUAUUAUAUUCUGUAUGCGGUGUUGAGUUUGGAGCAGAUGGAUGUGUUGUUUAGGGAGAAUAGUAUUGCGGGGUUGGUGAAGGCUAGUUUGAGGAAGCCGGAGGAGGAUGUGGUGUUCUCGGCCGACGGCAAGAAGUAUGAGGGGUCGAUGGAUGAGUUUGAGAAGGCUUGA
Messenger RNA from Fulvia fulva, 267 nucleotides. RefSeq lists its product as uncharacterized. Bases 1 to 267 code for a protein of 88 amino acids. The record is from RefSeq and is a predicted model, not a curated record. Gene Ontology annotation, molecular function: transmembrane transporter activity. Gene Ontology annotation, biological process: transmembrane transport. Gene Ontology annotation, cellular component: membrane. NCBI's taxonomy places the organism in Eukaryota, Fungi, Ascomycota, Dothideomycetes, Mycosphaerellales, Mycosphaerellaceae. The transcript is spliced from 2 exons.